Molecule: messenger RNA, 1150 nt
Organism: Colossoma macropomum (tambaqui)
Lineage: Eukaryota; Metazoa; Chordata; Actinopteri; Characiformes; Serrasalmidae
Gene: sfrp2
Product: secreted frizzled-related protein 2
Exons: 3
Coding region: 1-870 (289 amino acids)
Biological process (GO): negative regulation of canonical Wnt signaling pathway; canonical Wnt signaling pathway; non-canonical Wnt signaling pathway
Molecular function (GO): Wnt-protein binding
Source: RefSeq, a predicted model, not a curated record
AUGCGCGCGCUCCUCGCCGUGACGCUGCUGCUUCACGCGGCCGUUCACGGACUGCACGUGUUCGACCAGCCGGGUCUUUUCAGCCAGCGGAGCCAGUGCAAGCCCAUCCCGCCCUCGCUGCACCUGUGCUACGAAUUCGAGUACGCAGACAUGCGCCUGCCCAACCUGCUGGGUCACGAAGCCAUGAACGAGGUGCUGCAGCAGGCCGCCUCGUGGGUGCCGCUCGUGCAGAAGCGCUGCCACCCGGACACGCGCAAGUUCCUCUGCUCGCUCUUCGCGCCUGUGUGCCUGCAGGACGUAGACGAGCCUAUCCGGCCGUGCCGCUCGCUCUGCGAAGACGUGCGCCGCGGCUGCGCCCCCGUCAUGGCCGCCUUCGGCUUCCCGUGGCCGGAGAUGCUGCGCUGCGCGCGCUUCCCGCCCGACGACGACCUGUGCAUCCCCGCGGGGGAGAGCGGAGAGCACGUGACCAACGUGACCGUGACAGUGCCAAAAGUUUGUGAUGCCUGCAGAGAGAAGACAGAGGAUGACAAUGAAAUUGUGGACAGCCUUUGCAAGAAUGAUUUUGCUCUGAAGAUCAAGGUCAAGGAGAUCACCUACUUCAAUGGCGACACGAAGAUCAUCCCAGAGACCAAGAGUAAGACUAUAUACAAGCUGAGCGGAGUCACCGAGCGAGACCUGAGGAAGACAGCGCUGUUGCUCAAAGAUGGAAUGCAGUGCGUGUGCGAAGAGAUGAACGACCUCAACGCUGCUUACCUGGUGAUGGGCCAGAAGCAGGAUGGAAACCUGGUCAUCACGUCGCUGAAGCGCUGGCAGAAGGGUCAGCGUGAGUUCAAGCGGAUCUCCCGCAGCAUACGCAAGUUGCAGUGCUAAGGAUGGGCGCCUGCAGUCCAUCUGGACAGCUGGCGGCCAGAGACGUCCAGCAACUUUCAUAGAUAUCUCCAAAGUUGACCCCACAAACUUCAGUGCUUUUCCACAGUGCUAUGUACCACCAUAGAACCUAACUAAUAAAGCAUGGGUCUUAUUUUAGAAACACAAAUUAAGGUUGAGUGUGGGCUGCACAGGGUUUUUCAACUAAGGCACAUUUUAAAGCCAUGCGUCAUUUUUCUGGGCACAAAGAGGGGAAUCAGAUCGAUGCUUAGUUUGUGCCCAG